Messenger RNA from Dreissena polymorpha, 1887 nucleotides. RefSeq names its product ras-related protein Rab-13-like. Bases 249 to 866 code for a protein of 205 amino acids. Gene Ontology annotation, molecular function: GTP binding; GTPase activity. The record is from RefSeq and is a predicted model, not a curated record. The transcript has 7 exons. Lineage: Eukaryota; Metazoa; Mollusca; Bivalvia; Myida; Dreissenidae.
UAAUUUAAACGCGGACGUAAUACGUGGUUUAGUCUGCUUAUCUGUUAGGUCGCGACUUUUUGGAUUUAAAUUAAAAAUCGAAUCUAUAUAAUAUUCUUUCACUAUUUUAAUUAGUAUUUUUCUUAUUGAUUUUUUCCUAAAUGAUGCUCAAAAGAACCACAUGUGCAAUUCAAAUUUUCGAAACAGAACGAUAUGCAUUACUAGGUUCGGCCAUCUUGACAUAAUUACAUCAUCACCGACCAGCGAGAAUGCAAUUUCCUGGUCAUCUCACCUACAAGAUAGUCCUGUUGGGUGACCAGUGCGUCGGCAAGUCGUCUCUCCUGAACCGCUUCAUUAAAGGAAGUUACUGUCCGCACUAUAUUCAAACACAUGGGGCUGAAUUCUUUUUGAAAGAUAUGGAGGUAGAAUCUAACCCGGUGAGACUGGUCUUAUAUGACUCAAUGGGUCAGUCCAACAUGAAGACCAUAGUCCGCAGUAUUUACCGCGAUGCCAUGGGGGUCAUGCUCGUGUUCGACUUCAAUCGAGCAGACACCCUGCAGCGAGUGAAAGAGUGGUUACAGCUCAUUGAACAGAAUUGCGAUAUAGAGCCCGAAAAGAUACUGGUUGGUAACAAGAUGGAUCUUGACGAGGGCAUGAAGAAACUAACGAAUAAAGAAGUAACGGAGGUAGCGAAAUCUCUUGAGCUCGAUUUCAUCGAGGUCAGUGCUAAAACUGGUUAUAAUGUUGAGGAGGCGUUUGUAACGCUGGUGAAUAACAUAUUCAUCAACAGAAAACGGCUCCGCCGCGACAACAUGAUCACCAGUAUCCGGUUGACAGACAAACCAGUCCGAAACAGAAAUCUGCAUAAACCGGACUGCUGCGACUGACCGGAAGUGAUCGACGAUAUACAUGAUGCACACUAACCUACACAUAUGCAUAAGGCAUAUUAACAUAUAAAAUGUAUAAGGCAUAUUGUAAUAUGAAAUUGUAUAAGGCAUACUAUCAUACCAAAAUGUAAACGGCAAAGCAAGUAAUUGCCCGGUCGUAUAUGCAUACGUUUGAGAAACCUAUGUCGGCGUGACGGCAUUAUAAGAUUUAGUGUAUAAACGUUUCUUGUCCAUUUUGUGAAUACUGUUUAAUAUAUGUAUACAUCGAUUUUUCUUGAUUUCAUUCCAUAAUACAUUAAAGUGGAGUAUUAUAAACGUAUUAAAAACUUUCUUAGUUCUCAAUUCUAUCGAGUGGUGAUCUUUUUAAAAAUAUAACUUUUCCUUGAUCUAUGGGCGACAACUGCCUUAGUCAUACAUCGCAAAUUGCUAAGAGUUACAAGCCAUAUACAUAUUACACGUUCACAAUUAGUGGUAAUGACGGUACUUUACUUUCAAAACAAUUGUGGUACCUGAUGUACACUUCUGUUCGUUUCAUUACUGAUUUUUUUUGGUGACUUUUAUGUCCCCACUUGAAAAGGUAUUUUAAUGGCCCCGGAUCGAAUGAUCGGGGGUAUAUUGUUUUUUGCCUGUCUGUCUGUCAUUGUAUGUGUGUGUCCCACAACUUUAACCUUGGUCAUAACGUUUGCAGUAUUGAAGAUAGCAAUUUAAUAUGCAUGUGUGUCUCAUAGAGCUGCACAUUUUGAGUGGUGAAAGGUCAAUGUCAUUCUUCAAAGUCAAAGUUCAUUUUUUUUCUAAAAUAUCUGCCGUGCGGCUUGAAAGCGCAGUAGGGGGCACUGUGUUUCACAAACACAGCUCUUGUUAUAUAUAGUUACAUUGUAUGAUCAUGUACGCAGAUGUUUGCAACGUUUGUGCUGUUAACAACUUUGUAUUUAUUUUUCGGAGUUAACAACUAAAGAUGCAAUAUUUUUACUUCAGUCAUUAGUUCAGAACUAUAUGUUUGAAAAUAAAUGUCCGUAUGUUA